Messenger RNA from Saxophila tyrrhenica, 345 nucleotides. RefSeq lists its product as uncharacterized. Gene Ontology annotation, molecular function: serine-type endopeptidase activity; tripeptidyl-peptidase activity. The transcript is spliced from 3 exons. Lineage: Eukaryota; Fungi; Ascomycota; Dothideomycetes; Mycosphaerellales; Extremaceae. The record is from RefSeq and is a predicted model, not a curated record. Gene Ontology annotation, biological process: proteolysis. The coding region runs from base 1 to 345 and encodes 114 amino acids.
AUGGACGGGGUAUACCUGACCUUGCGGCUGCCCGCCCCCUGGAUCACGGGCGUAGGAGAAGGCGGCGGCACCAGCGCUUCCACACCCAUUGUAGCGGCGAUGUUCAACCGCAUCGUCGAGGAGCGCCUUCGAGCUAGCAAAGGCCCGCUGGGCUUCAUUAACCUGGUGUUGUAUCAACAUCCUGGUGUGUUGAAAAACAUUGCUAUUGGUAACAAUGCUGUCUGCUGCGAUGGGAAGUGCAAUGCUACGACUGGUUUUCGGGCUACGCCUGGGUGGGAUCCUGUGACUGGGCUCGGAACGCCUGAUUAUCCUAAAAUGCUUGAGCUGUUCGCUGGACUGCCGUGA